GAGGGGGAUUGUUUUCUUUUAGAGCAGUGCAAGAGGAAGGGAGGGAAAGGCUGAGAGCCCUCCCUCAGGGCUGCGAGUUCCCCUUGCAGACUUCUAGCACCCCUGUUGGGCAGGGCUUGUAGGGGGGCAAGAGUCCCUUCUAUGGGGCAGGGAUGUUGAUGAGGCCCAGUUCUUGCUGGUAUAGGCUUGGCCAUGGCUUGGUUGGUGCGGGCUCCCCAGACUCUCCAAAAUGGCAGGGCCUCAGAACUAGUUAACUCUAUUAUUAGCCCACUAAAAGCCUUUUUGACACAGUCAUUUCUUAGCUGGUGUUCAUGCCGAGCUGUGCCUGUCUUGCUUGUUUAAAGAGACGCCAGUAUAAUUCUGCAGUUGUUUUGUGUGGGAGGACUGUCUGUGUGGGGGUCUUCCUGUUGGUUGGGGGAUUCUUGGUGAGAGUAUGUCAGUUGUGGUGAGGAUGGGGAAACAAGAAUUAUGGACCGAACUCUAUGUAGAAACUCUGCUUCCUGUCAGCUAUGGGCUUGUCUUUUUGUUGUUGUUUUUGGGCAAGGAAGGUGGAGAAUGUUAAUAAUAUUCUAAGCCCAAGGUAGCUUCCACUGACUUGAAAUUGGACUUGUAGGGGAGAGAGGGCUGGCAUCUCUGAAGCAGGCAGGCCCUGUUCUCUGGGUAACUUCCCACAUGUUUUGCUAUUUCACAAACACAAAUUGACUAAUGCAGCAAAAGAUUUUUUCCAUCUUUGUGUUUGCCACCUGUGGAGGUUAUAAAGGUACAACUACAAUUUUAGUUUCUUGUAAAGGUCUUGUGAACAAAACAGUUACAGCUGACUUUGGUUAUCCAUUCAGGUUGAACACAGUUGUAUUUAGUGCACCAGAUCCAACACGAUGCAGUGGCACUUGGACUGACUUUCACCUUGUGGGCAACUUCUCCUCUUCUGCACAGUUCUUUGUUACUUUUGCAGUCUUGGUAUUCCUUUAUUGUAUUGCUGCUAUUGUAGUAUAUGUUGGGUAUAUGCACCUGUAUCGGAACACUGGCAAAAUCCCAUUGAUUGACUUGGUUAUUACUGUCAUGGCUGCCUUUCUGUGGCUGGUCAGCACUUCAGCCUGGGCUAAGGCACUUACUGAUAUAAAAAUAUCCACUGGUCCCAGCAUUGUUCGGGAAAUUGCAUUUUGCAAAUUACCAGGAUCAUCUUGUUUGUUUGCCUCUGUUACCAGCAUGGGAACUCUGAAUGUGUCUGUGGCUUUUGGAUUACUUAACAUGAUUCUGUGGGGAGGAAAUGCCUGGUUUGUAUACAAGGAGACCAGCUUGCAUAACCCAUCAAACUCAACUUCCCAAGGCUCAAGAAUCUAUCCACCUGCAACAGGAAUAUAAUUAGUCAGAAGAUGAUACUUCUUAAAAAGCAUACACUUUGCAUCCUACUGCCAACAACUUGGAGACACUGCAGUUUAUAUUUGUGGUAAUGGGUAAACUUCUGCUUUGUACUUGAAGCAUGUCUUUCAUAGAAAUAUAGAUGUAAACUUUCAAGUGUUUGACACUGAAAUAUAUUAUGCCUCUAAAAUAAGUGCAGUUUCUUCAUUAGCAGUUUCUUCAUUUAAAAGUAACAAAUUGUUCAGACCUUUCUAAGUCUCUUUGCAAAUGUCCCUUCACACACACGUGCAUGUGUGCACAUAUACGCAUCCCUUUUCAGGAAGUGGUUCUAGUUAAUACUUGUGGGAAGAAACUGGUUUAGAUUGUAUAAAAUGACUGAUUUCUUAAUUAAAGACUAUUUAACUUAGGAUGUUUGGAAUUCCAGUAUUAAAUUUUAUCAUUCGGAGGUUACCUACUAAUCCUGCAAAGACAAGCUUUCUGAAAAUUAGCCAUAUCUGGUAGCAUGUUCUGGCAUCAUUCUGUAAAUUUUUUUUGUAUAUUGUUAAUGGCUUUUUUUUUUUUUUUUUUGGUGUGGAUAAGAAUCUUGCAGACACUCUAAAAUGUCUGUCUGCAAGUACUACAACAUUAGAAACUUGUUGUGAGUUUACAUGUUCAUUGUUAACAAUUUCAUAAUUUGGAACAAUUUCUAAAAGGGGAUAAUAAAGAUGCAAGUCACACUUCUGUGGCAUAAUUUGAGAACAAGAGUCAAAUGAGGUUAGAUAUGGGGUAUUUAAGUUCAUCUGAUCUGCAAAACAUUGGUAACUUGUGAUAUAGAUUAUAGAUGCUAAUACUUACCCUGUCAGUAAACUCUGUUUUUGAUUCAUGUAAAUGAGUCCAAGCUGAGCAAUUGGCAGUAUAUAAGGACUAUUAUCUACCUAGUGACAUGACAUAACUGGAGAUGUCUGUCUUACUGAUAUAUACAGGUGUUUAAUUGUCCUCUUACUGGGAUCAAGAUUUGAUGAUUCUCCCAUGAGAGACUUGUGUAUUCAGACUCAUCUGACUUAGUUACCUCACUUAUUUCUCCACAUGAAUUGUCCAAAGAAGUCUAUCUUGGUUUCUGCAGACUUGAUAAAUAUGUAAAGUUGUUUAGACUGUAUAUAGUUUACUAGCAAAUAUUUCUAUAAGCUUGCUUGCUUUCAAAGCCAGGGCAGAUGUAACAACAUACAUGUCUUGGUCUUAACUGUCUUUCCAUCUGUAAACUUAAGAACAGUCUCUAAUAAAUGGGUUGCUGUAA
Messenger RNA from Pelodiscus sinensis (Chinese soft-shelled turtle), 2632 nucleotides. NCBI's taxonomy places the organism in Eukaryota, Metazoa, Chordata, Testudines, Trionychidae. The record is from RefSeq and is a predicted model, not a curated record.